AUGGACCACGCGCGCCCCGACUCGGACACGGCGGCGGACGGCGGCGCGGACGACCCGGACGGCCGGCUGUACGAUUAUCUGCUGGACAGCGGCGCGUUCGACGACGUGCGCGCGUUGGCCGAGUCGAUCGUCGGCUCGUCCGUGUCGUCGUCCGACGUGGACGGUGCCGGUGGUGAUGACGGAGACGACGACGACGACGACGACGGCGCCGUCGCCCGGCGGAUCGCCGACCGGCUAUUGGAGCAGAACGCCGACGACGUCGACCGGGCGCUGGACGCGGCCGUGCGCGACGCUCUGCUGGCCACCGGGUCGGCCGGCCGGCUGGUGGACCACCGGUGGCCGGGAUUGGUGGACAUCGGGCCCGGGCGACUGGCGCGCGACACAGCUCGCAGCCUGAACGCUCUCCUCCGGUUGCCGUUCACGUACGACACGUACACGGGCGCGUACUUUCGGCGGCUGACGGACGGGCUGUCCCGCGCCGUGUCGGCGGACGUGCAUUUUAGCCUCGCGAUCCGCGUGUACGCCAAGCUCGUGGACACGGCGCCGGACCCGGAGAGCGCGGCCGAAAGUUACGGUUCGCUGUGCGAGGCCACGCACGCGCGGUGUCUGUUACGGCAACGACGCGAUUUCGGCAAGACGGUGACGGCCGUGUCGCUGACGGCCCGAUGUCUGUCUGUGGUCAUCAAACGGGCUGCCGGCUGCCGCGGGGCCGUCAAACCGGCCAUUGUUGAGUUCGUGGCCACCAUUGCGGCCGACCCCGGUGGUCGCGGCCCGUACGCCGUCCUGUGCUGCGCCGAUCCUACUGCCACGUGGUUUGACACCGUUUCUAAGUACCACUCGUCCCGAUCGGUCUUUUUCCAGUGCUUAGACGGCGACCGGAAGCUGCUCCGGGCAGUCGUGUCCGGUUUCCACGAGUGGAUCGUCGAACCCGAGAUCCCUCGACGGUCGGACGACACGGACAUCGCGGCCGUGGUCCGGUACGCCCGCGCGUUGCACGCCGUGCACCUGCUGGCCAAGAUGUUCAGGUACCGCGCCACGGUGGCCAUGUUCCCCGUCAAGGUGUCCAGGGCGCUGCGGAUCCACGCGGCCGGUAUUUCAAACCACUGUCUCGGUUUCCUGUCCGCCAACCGCCGGGGCGUUCCCGCGACGUUGGCGCACGGCCUCUGCUUGCUGGUGGCCGCCGUGGCCGCGUUCCACCCCGAGACGCUUGACACGAUCGCGGAUAACGCUUUUGGCUUACGCAUACUGGCCAAGGUCGCGGAGCGUUCAGGUGCGUUGGCCGCGCGUCAACAGUUGGUGGACGGACUGUUCGAGAAUAGGCGCUGGAAGGAUGCCGGCGACGGCGCGGACGUGGAUUCUCUGACGGCGGUCGCGGCCACGUUGACGGCCAGUCGUCACGACGAGAUCUGGCGGCUGAUCACCAGGAGGAUGUCGUUCUUGGAGGACGCGGCCGCCGGCGACCCCGACCUCGGACACCGUCGGUCGCUCUUGACCAACGUGCGCGGCAGCCCACUGGGCACGCUCAUGUACGACACGCCGCAGCGGGACGACUUCGAUUGGUUGAACCCGCGACACCUGUUGACGUUGAGCGUCGCCUGCACCACGGCCGCCGGCAGACAGUGGCUGGACCGGACGAACGCGUUCGGUUCACUGGACGGAUUCGUAGCGGACCUUUCGCGCCAAACGGAAGUCUCUUUGGACCCGGACGGCGACCGGAAGUCCCUCGACUCGAUCGUCCGCGUCGCCUAUUCCUGUUGCUCGUCGAUCGGAGGGUUAGAAAUUGUACUUGCCCGUCUCCGAAUCGACGGCUCGGAAGCCGCUGUAACCGGAAUAGCGACACUCACUGAGUUUUAUUACGCUUCGUUGCAAAAUUUUGACGGCUAUCCCAUUACGAGAGGCGUUCUCGUGAUACUGUGGCUUCGUUUAAUACAAGCGGCCACGCACACGUUCAGCUCACGUGUUUACGCGGACUUGAAACUAAAAUAUCAAGAAACAUUAUUAAAGCUGUCCGCCGAAAGCCGCACGGAAGAUGAAAUAGUUUUCGUCGACGAAACAACCGAACUUUUGACAAAAUUACAACGCCCUCUGCUGUCGGACGGUACUGGGCACGCCACCGAAUCUACCCCUAGCGCUCUGGUCGAGUUUUUGUCCAACGCUAAUCACCAUCACGGCGGUGUCUGGUCACAGAGGCUUCGUUCCAUAAUAAUCCGUUCCGACCAGAUAACCGGAACAGAGACGAUGGACUUAAUAGCGUCGGUUGGCCGCCGCCGUUUCGACGGCCAACUCGACCUGGGCGCGUUCGAUCAUAAAUUAAACCUAACCGAUUUCGAUGUCACCGGAAUACGAUUGGCGUUGAGGUACGGGUCAAGCGUCGGGUUGGUGGCCGAAGAUUCGGUGACGUCCUCGGAGCUCGAACAACUGUACAGCCGUGUUGAAAGACGAGGAUCGCCGGCACUAUUCGAUUGCAUGACUUGCACGUUGUUUAUAGCGUCGGGAGGAUCGAAAAACGGGUGUAUUGAGGCGUGUGCCGUACUGCUCAGACUCUACGAAACGACACGAUACGUUUGGCCGCCGGCAUUUGACGAGGACGCCGACAGGAGGGCCGCUUUUGGUCAUCUGGUUGAAGGGUUGUUACAACAAGAACAACCCGAAGUGUACAACGCAUUUAAGAUGUCCGGCGUCUCGUGGUGGCUUCUGUGCUCUGGCUGGGCAUCCGACUGUUUCUGGGGCCGACUGAACUGGUCCGAAAUUUGCCGCUGGCUGUGUCUGGUCGUUGUGAGCCCGGUAGAUUACCAGGCGUUCUUUUUCGUCUGUUUGGCCGCGGCUCAAAAGCGCCGGUGGAUGGAAGCGUUCAACCAGGGCCGGUUUCACGAUACCGUUUAUCAGGGUGAUUUAGGCGAUUUCCGACUGACUGAUCAUGCAAUUUAUUUCGAAGAAUUGGCGAAAAAGCACCAACGGUGUAUAUCGAAGAAACUUGCGUCCGAAUUCGAUAUGCAUUAGACAGACAAUAUUAUACAAUAACUUCGUUCAACUGCAGUUUUCGGCAUUUCAGUUCAUUUUUAUGCGUUCACGACGUAUUGAUGUAUAUACCGAAUCCGUUGGUGUAUAUUAUAUAUAAGAGACAUUCAUGACGCAUAACAUUAUCGAACGACGGUGCAUUGUAAACGGUGAUUAGAAAAGCCAGUGCGAUGUAUCAAAAAAUGUAUGGAUCCAUGAUUGACAUUAAUUAUCGGCAAAUAUUGAUUCAACCGCAUUCGUUGGCGUAGUUUUUAUACAUGGGUUUGGACUUUGUGUCCCAUCAAUGUCGCGACCACGGCGUUCUUAAAUUCUGUAAAUAGAUCCAUAAACAUUGGAACAGUUACACGCAACGUCGACCGUGAUCCUAACAUUAACCGUCGAUCGUCAUAUCAAAUGCGAGUAAUAAGUGUCAGUGCCGAUUGAAAUUAAUAUCAUAAUAAUAUUAUAUUGUUGCUGUUGGUUAGCAUAGUAAUUUCAAAUAUUCCUUUUAUAAAUUCAAUUAUUAUCGAGUUUCAAUUGAAUAUCAUAUUAUGUUCUAUUGGAAGUUAUUUUUUUUAUUUCAUCAUCAUUUACUUGUACAUGUAUACUUGAUGUAAAUCUCAAAAUCCAAUAUAGGUAGUUGUAUAAAUAUGCGUCGCAUCGGAUUUGGUUAUUUUAAAAUAAGCAGAAAUUUAAUACAAGAUAUUGGAAUCAAAAAAAAAGAUAUGUACGAAACGAUCGAAAUGUAUAGUUUAAAAGAAUUCGAGCACAUCCUUUGGGCAUACUGUUUUCCCCAAGGAAAAUGGCCGAACGCAGUAAAAAAAAAUAAAAAAUCGUGGAUUGAAAAAAAAAAUUUAGGAGAAAGUCUAUUUUAGACUAAGCAGCUGUUAUGCCACUGUGCCUAAUAUAUCAUAUUAUUAUUAAAUCUUGAUCAUAUUUUAUUUAUUAUUGUCACUAAAAUUUACUAAUGAAAUCUGUUGCAUAACACUCGUCAUUACGAUUAUUGAACAUAUGUAUACACAUCAUAAACGUGACGUAAUUUUGAUAAGAAAUUAAAUUGUAAUAGUAUAAUUAAAAUACUGUGCUUGCAAAUCACUGGAAGAAAAUACCAUUUGUGAAAUCCUAAAUGAUGAUUGAUUUCAAUUAAGUACCAUUAUAUUAUAAUUGUGAAAGUUGUGCAUAACUUACUGUUGAUCGUUUAAUUUGACCGUUUUAUUAAUGAGUGGCUAAUUGACGGUUCGGGAACUCGAUUGAUGAGUAAUGAAUAAUUGAACAGUUGACGGAGCACAAAUGUGAAUUCAAUCUACAUUUGAGAAAUACAACGCAGUUAUACACAUUUUGACAUUAUUUUCAAUUUCCGUACAGCGGACGACGUAUAAGAUGCUCGCGCUUAAUGAUAAAUUAUAAAAUUACAUUUUAAUAAGUCCUAACGCUAUACCUAUCGGUAUAUUUAUAUAUUUUAAUAAAUAUAGUGACAUCACAGUUUGUAUAUAAUUACAUACUUGUUUAUACAUACGCGAAUUACAGAAGAAUAAAACGAACUCGCUGUGGCUACGAACUACGGCGGUGCGAAUAAUAUUAUAUAAUAACUGCAAUACUGGAAAUUGGAGUACAAUAUUGUUUUAGUUUUCUGCAGUUGGACAAUUUUAUUUUUUCAUAAUAAUAGAAUCGAGCAAUAUUUUGCCAACAUGGUAUUUUAUUUUUAUUUUUUAGUCGGCGCUGCAAGCACCUACGCAAUAUGUGUAUUUUUGUAGACAUGGGUUCUAUUCGCAAAUUGGAUUGUGCAACGUUUUCAAAGGUGAAUCCCCCCAUCAUUCUUAUUUCUUACAUAUUAUUACGUGGUUUACUGACGGAAGGCUGCUAGACCUUUCACGUGCGUCACGAGUGGAAUAACAAUUACGAUUCGUCGACAGUAUAUGCGAGAUAUACCUAGCGCGCCUGUCUUGGUCGAAAUAAUUCCUGACCAUUUCGAAACGGUUAUCGGAUAGAUUUUUACUAAAUUAUAAUAAAUGAUAGUAUAAUUUUUGACCGGAAUAUUAUAAUUUUUGUCGUGGCGAAGUCACGGAC
Rhopalosiphum maidis (corn leaf aphid) is the source of this 5064-nucleotide messenger RNA. RefSeq lists its product as uncharacterized. Lineage: Eukaryota; Metazoa; Arthropoda; Insecta; Hemiptera; Aphididae. The record is from RefSeq and is a predicted model, not a curated record. The coding region runs from base 1 to 3000 and encodes 999 amino acids. The transcript has 9 exons.